AGCAGCGCCAGGCAUCCGGAGUCCUGGACUGACGGCUGCGGUUCCCCCAGAACACCCCCGACCUGAGAAGGGACCCCCGCCAUGAAGAGGCUCCUCGUAGCCACCUGCCUGGUGUCCGUGCUGCUGUGCGAGGCAGCUGUGGCUCCAGCACCCCAGGUUCUCGUCAAGACCAAAAGCAAGCAGGGGGUCUCCGAGCAGGACACAGAGAAGGCCUGGGGCGCCCGAGCUCUGGACCCUCCAGAGAAGGGUGGCCAGCUGCUGUGGCCACUCCCCGGGCCGAGGCCGAAGCUUGCGGCUGCUGCUGAGAAAGAGCUGCCAGGUGCCAACGCCUGGGCAGGCACCCAGGACAUCCUGCGCCGUUUCCGGGUGCCGAAGCUGGGUCCUGAGCCCGACCUGGACGACCAGCACCACCCCCACCCCAAGGAGGCCUUGGGCAAGGAAGGGUCCCAGCCCUGCGUGCUGCCACCUCGCCAGGUGCUCCAGGGCCCGGAGGAGGACCGGGACCACAUCCACCACCCGGCAUAGGCUCCCCGGGGCCCUGACCACCCUCCCCUCCAUGGCCCAAGGCCGCGCUGCGGGGGCUGCUGGCCCCUGCUCCUACGCCAAGUAGAAAAAUAAACAUCAGCAAAGA
Messenger RNA from Oryctolagus cuniculus (rabbit), 631 nucleotides. RefSeq names its product proline rich acidic protein 1 (gene PRAP1). NCBI's taxonomy places the organism in Eukaryota, Metazoa, Chordata, Mammalia, Lagomorpha, Leporidae. The record is from RefSeq and is a predicted model, not a curated record.